This is a messenger RNA of Hevea brasiliensis (rubber tree), 4411 nucleotides long. RefSeq names its product protein ALP1-like. Lineage: Eukaryota; Viridiplantae; Streptophyta; Magnoliopsida; Malpighiales; Euphorbiaceae. The transcript has 2 exons. The record is from RefSeq and is a predicted model, not a curated record. The coding region runs from base 116 to 1429 and encodes 437 amino acids.
UGUACCAUGUUCCGUCCUUUCCCAGAUUCUACUACUCAACAGCAGUCUGACAAACAUCGAUUCCCGAGAAAAUCAAAUUCCACAAUCUGAUUCCCCCGACACUCUGGAAAAAUUAAUGGAAUCCAAGAAAUUGGCUGCUCUUCUUUCUUCUCUCAUCUCUCAACUUCUUCUCCUCCUUUUACUCAUUUUCCCUUCCUCCAAUUCCUUUGAUUCCAAUACCAAUUCCUAUGCUAACCUUUUCCCUCUUCUCCACCAUUUCCUCUCCUCCCAAGAAAUUUCUGCUUUCCUUUCUCUCUUCACUUUUUCCAGGAAAAGGAAGAGAACCUAUUUCUCAGAACUGGACUCUGAGUCCACCCACGAAGACGGAGACCAUGAGCACGGACCUCGACUCAGUGAGUGGGACCGAGUUACUCGGAACCCUGACUCGUAUAAAACCUUCUUCAGAAUGAGCUCUUCAACCUUUGAAUGGCUCUCUGGCUUGCUUGAACCGUUGCUAGAAUGCCGUGACCCGAUUGGAUCACCGCUUAAUCUUUCUGCUGAACUCCGGUUAGGUAUCGGUCUGUUUAGAUUGGCUACCGGCUCAAAUUAUUCUCACAUCGCUGGCCGAUUUGGCGUCACUGAGUCAGUGACUCGGUUUUGUGCUAAGCAAUUGUGCCGGGUCUUAUGCACCAAUUUUCGCUUCUGGGUUGCAUUUCCUUCCCCUGCUGAGCUUCAAUUGGUGUCAAAAGAUUUUGAAACUCUUACAGGAUUACCAAAUUGUUGUGGUGUGAUAGGAUGUGCUAGAUUCGAGCUUGAUGGGAAGAAUGAUUGCAAAUUAGCUUCAGACGACAAGGAUCAAGAUGAUAGAAUUGCUGUUCAAAUUGUUGUGGAUUCAUCUUCAAGAAUUUUAAGUGUAAUCGCUGGAUUUCGUGGAGAUAAGGGUAAUUGUAGGAUACUUAAAUCGACAACUUUGUACAAGGAUAUUGAAGAAGGGAGGCUAUUGAAUUCGAGCCCAGUUAUUUUCAAUGGUGUGGCCAUAAAUCAGUACCUAAUUGGAGGAAAAGGGUAUCCUUUACUUCCUUGGUUAAUGGUUCCAUUUGUUGAUGCUUUGCCUGGAUCAUAUGAAGAGGUAUUUAAUACAGCAAAUAAUUUAAUGCGAGUUUCUGCAUUUAGAACUGUCGCUAGCUUGAAAAAUUGGGGUGUUUUGUGUAAACCAAUCGAAGAGGAGCUUAAGACUGCUGUUGCUUUUAUUGGCGCAUGCUCGAUCCUUCAUAAUGCUUUAUUAAUGAGGGAGGAUGAUUCUGCACUGCUUGAUGUGGGAGAUUAUUCUUUAUAUGAUCAAGGUCCUCAGUGCUGUGAUGCUGAUUUGGAGGAGACUUUGAUUGAAAGAAAGGCUUCUGAUAUAAGAAUUGCGUUGGCUACAAGAGUUAAAGAAUUUCAGAAAUCCUGAGGAUCUCUGUUUACAAUUGCUCUUGCAAUAAUACAAAGAGAUUGCAUUGCCUGCUUAUUGUCGAAUUUGGAAGGAGGCUCAAUUCAACUUUUUUUGACAUAGGUAUUUGAGGAUUUUAUUCAUGAGAAUAAUAGAAUUCAAUGGGAUUUUUUUUUUUUCUUCUGAAACUAACCUUUUGAUUGUGGGAUUUAUUUUUUCUCUUUGUUUAACAAUUGUUCUUAGAUGUGUAGAUUUCAUCAGCUUUUGCAAUUGACAAAGUGAAACAUACGGGAUUGUUUUUCACACUUGAAAAUUGUGGAUGUUAUUUGCUGCAAAAUAUUUUUUAUUGCUAAUUAGAUGGCUUUACUCUUGGAUUAUUCUAUGCGAACUCUUGGGUUGAGGAACUCUCAAGUGAUGAUAUUUUAUAACCUUCUUCUUUUUAUCCUUCAUUUAUUCCUGGGGCCUCUGCUUGAAUAGAAUUAUAUCAGUCUUAACUUUCUGAUCAUUAAAUGCAGUUGGUGUAGAUUUCUUCAUGUAGAUGUUUCUGUGGCAAAAAUUGAACGAUAAUGAUGGCCUAGGAUUUUAUGUUGCGGAAGUGGGAUCUAGAUGGAGAGGAACAAGCAUAGUCAUCAAGUACUUGCAGUUGCAGUCUGAUUUUGUUUAGGACACUGAUAGUUUUGUUGUUUACUUUAUCAUGUUUAAUAAACAUAUGAAGUUUUAUUUAGGAAAUUCUGAAUCAAGUUUAUAUACUCGAGGCAAAAUAAACAGUUUUAUACCUGCCAGAGACUCAGAGCUGAACAACUAACAAAGAAGUGAGCCGCAGCUAGCAUUGACACAUGUACAUACUUUUCUUAGUCGCAUAACCACAAGCAUGAGCAUUGACACAUGUACAUACUUUUCUUAGUCGCAUAACCACAAGCAUGCAUGUAGGAUUCAACAAGCCUCCUUUUCCGGCUUCAAAGAUGUUCUCAGCUUUAUGUUUCUGUACUUCUUGAAGGGAAAUGCAAAUUCAAUAAUAUAAUUCCUUAUGCCUCAUAAAAGUUACUGCAAGCUUUCAGGUACCAGAUUAGUCCCAAUAUUAUAGAUGAUAACCAUCUUGAUUGAGCACCUAAGCAGCAAACUUGCUCUCAGUCUUGAUAUUAUAGAUGGCAGGCGCAAAGCAAGAUUGUCAUAUUCCCCCGACAUCUUCCUGUCAUCAUUAAAUUUCUUUUUUCUGAUUAUUUUUUUUUCCUGUUUAGCCUCUGAUUUCAACUAAUCCUAGGUGAACUGACACUUAAAGAAAGAACAGUAAUAUUCUCAUACAAUUUCAAUUUCUUAUAAUUGAUCUAUUAUAGAGCAGGUCUUGUGUUUUAAGGCUAUAUUUGCCAACCAUGUCGAGAAAAAAAAGUAACUCUUUAUAUGCUUAUAUAAAAUCUCUUAUUUAUCCCUUGAUCACUGGCUGUUAACCAAUUAUGAUUAACUUGGUAUAUUCAAAUCUAUGCACUUUUGCCACAUCAUGUGCAGUGCUGGAAACUGCAAGAAAGAAUGGCUUUCAAUUGUCACUAUGCCAUCUGGGGUUCACAGCCUUUGUUAUAACUAUGUUUGCAAUUCUUAAUGCUUAGGCAGCAAAGCAUGCGUCUAUCUUCUUCGACUCUUUAAUAAUUAUCUUUACAAACAUUAAGAUACCAUUCAGCUCAAAUUAUACUUUUGGUAUGUGAUCAUUGACUGAGCAGAUGAUGCUUACAAGUCAUUUAAGUAAUUUGUUGGGGAUGAAAGUUUGCUCUGCCAUCUAUAAUUCAUGGCUGUGCAUUGUUUGAUUUACAAUUUUUUAUGAUCAGAUCAGUUAGCAACAUGCAGGAGGAUAAUUGCACUUGCUACAUCUAUCUUUUGAUCUUCUUUUGCAUCAGUUUUUCCACUUCUGUCAUGCAUUAUUAAUUUUUUUUUUUGGCACAAAUUAUGUGUGUUUACCAAUAAUUUGCCAUGAAUUGAGUUGAUCAUCAUGAAGGUAAGCGUGAAAAUAUUUCAUGCCAUGAAAUUGUAAGGUACUCUCUCUCUAUCUGAAGUCGAUAUGAAAGUGAUGAAAAGAAAUUUCCUUUGUCAAAUGUUCUGCCUAGAUACAAACUAAAUUUCAACUUGUUAUUCUCAAAGCUUGAUGUUGAACCAACUAUGAGAUGAUAUAGCUCUCAGGAAUUGAAGCAAUUAAAAGGAAGUCUCACAAGGCAAGGAUCAAUGCAACAGAAAUCAUGUCAGGCCAUCAUUUGACUGCAAUUCAAGAAGCAUUUCCCUGGGGAGCCGCUAUGAAUAGUUUGCCUACGCUUUCAGACGUGUAUAAGGAACAGCAGCCUCACCCCUUCUUCAGCCGUGUGACAAUGGAGAAGGAACUACUGAGCAUAUCCUCCUUUUCUGCCCUUAUGCCCAAACGACCUUUCAAGUUAUGACUCAAAUCCCUCAAAUUUCUCUUCUUUCAGCAUUUGGUGGGUGAUGAAAUACUAAAUGAGUUCAACAUAACAUUACAACAUUCAAGACUGCUUAGAUUUGUAAUCCAGUUUUGUCAAUAUCGGGUAAGGUAAGCAGUGGCUCUGGGGCUGUCACAAAAUGAGUGAAUCUAAUCGACCUGAAACAUGAACAUUUUUCUUAACAUUCUGAACGCAGAAGCCAAUUUCCUUAGCAAAAUCCGUGAACAUCAGCUCAUACUCAGACAGAUGCAGCCUAUGCCUUAGCAGCUUAGCUUAAUGACAACAAUAAGCUAGGUUCCUUGGGAAGUAGAUACAAGCAUUCAAAACAUAAAAUAAAAGCUAAUACUAAGAGCAGAUUGAAGCUUCAGGACAUAUUUGACACUGGCAUUACACAUAGCUAUGAAAAUGUCCAUAAUAAGAGUUUCUGUUAGAGAAUGAAUAGUUAUUUGCAGGAGUUUAUUAGUGCAAUUUAAUAGAUGUUUGAAAAUUUUUCAAAUAACCAGCUUUUGGCAUAUGAAAAUCGAAUUGUAAAAAUCUAUUGUGUAUUAUCAAAGAGAAUUCUUUCUAA